AUGGGUAUUUUAAACCAUAAAGCAAGAUUUGAAACACCAGAUGACUUAUGUGAUUUAAUAAAAAGCGCAAGAGCUAAACCUUCUCCAUUUGAACUAUUUCAAAUUAAUCAAACAAACCAGUACAUUUUUCAGCAGUGGACGAACCACUUGAGUAAAUAUUACAAAAAGAAAUGUCCUUUUCCAAUUCGUCCAAUUAGAGAAUUGGAAUUAACCAAGGAACAUCCGCGUUUGAUUAAAUAUAGGGAUUCUUAUAAUGGUCAUUGGGUGAGCGGAGUUGUAAAAAAUAAGAUUAUGAAGAGAGCAGCGCCCGGGGCAAAACUCUUAAAGGAUAAUGAGUUUGUUUUUGCUCCUUCUAGUUAUGAAGGAAUAUUGAACAUAUCUGCAGAAAAGGUUUUAGAUCUCCAAUGCCUGAAACGAUUUUGUGGUCCAAAGGCUCAAGAAUAUUUUUCUUCUCUUCCACACACCUGA
Molecule: messenger RNA, 468 nt
Organism: Psylliodes chrysocephalus
Lineage: Eukaryota; Metazoa; Arthropoda; Insecta; Coleoptera; Chrysomelidae
Source: the annotation of a GenBank genome assembly